AACUUUUUUAAAUAGUUUUGGUAUGUAAAAACAUAAAACACUUCAUAAUGAACAGUUGUCGUUUGUGCCUAAAGGAAUUUCUUUUAUUAAAAAAAAGUUUUGAUGUACACAAUCUUAAGGACAAACUGCAGACGAUAUUUACUUUUGAGAUAAAGCCUGAUAAACGACUUUCCGAGCUAAUAUGUCCAGCAUGUGUAUUAACAAUUUCCCACUUUUACGAAUACGCCACUCAAGUGCAACAAAACCAACUGAAGCUUUAUAGCACGAUUGAAAAUGUAUCGAUCAAAGGUAAGACCGCACGGGACCAAAUAUCCGCCGUGGCGUUUGCUUUUGGUUCAAUAUUAACAGAUUUCAAACGAGAUUUAGAAGGAUAUGAACCACUACCAAACAUGGAACUAGCAUUGAAAGGAGACCUUUUCGAAAAGCAAAAAUUGUACGAUGUCCAGGACCAUCUGGUAAAAAUUUAUUUUUGCUUAAACUGCGAGUUAUGUGGCAUUCAGCUUGAAAAUCAAGAUGAUCGCCGAUUCCAUUUUCGCCAGAAUCACCCCAACGAGAAAUAUUACGUAUCCUGCUGCGAUCAACGACUUUCAACGAGGAUUAACAUUAUGCGUCACAUGAACCGCCACUGGAAACGUGGCAUUAAUUCGAGUGGUAAUAAAAAACAGUCUAUCCUUAGGAAGCACAAAGUCACAGACUCAGUGUUCCAGUCACCCAAUUUAGAAUGGCAGACGAAGCUGCAUUAUAAAAAUGGAUUACCUAUCAAAACAACCAAUAGAAUUCGCCAUGUUCCAGCGGAAACGUAUGAAAAGCACGAGCAAGAGGAUGGCAUCAUAGAGUCGUACUACAAAAUGGACUGUGAGCUAUGCGAUUACACCGGUAAUUCCUAUCUUGGGUUGAGGUUUCAUUUUCAAAAGAAUCAUAACGAUGAAGGGUUCUUCAUCACAUGUUGUAAUAGGCGCUUUAGAUAUAAAUGCCACAUUUUAGAGCAUAUCGCAAAACACAAACAACCUCAAGGGGUGAAAUGCAAGCAAUGUGUUGCAACCUUUCCUACCGAACGCUUGCUCAAAGCGCAUAUAACAAGAAAACACAUCAGAGAAGAGGAAAAGUUAUUCCGAUGCGAUCACUGCGAGGCAUCGUUUGCUACUAAAGCACUGCUUGGGUUGCACACUUUUAAGCAUGAAACGGUAACGUGCGACCUGUGCGGUUUGGAAAUGAAACGCGGUUCAAUACGGGUGCACAAGAUCAACGUCCACAAGUUAGGAGAGGAAAUCGUGUGUCACGUUUGUGCCAAAGUUUAUCAUUCUAAGCACUUAUUUAACAGUCAUUAUCGGACCACUCAUUUAAAAAUUCGUUCAAAGUAUAAACGGAAAUCGCGUGCGAAGAAAAGGCCACCCAUAGCAGAUGAACCAACGGAAACGACAGCUAACAUGGUCUGCGCAGUUGACAGUUACGAUUUAGGAUCGGUAGCCGACCAAGAAGGUUGGCAAGAAUAAAGUAGUGAAAUGUACGAAUCAGGAAUUAUUUCGAAAAGAUA
Messenger RNA from Sabethes cyaneus, 1534 nucleotides. Its product is annotated as transcription factor grauzone-like. Gene Ontology annotation, cellular component: nucleus. The coding region runs from base 48 to 1493 and encodes 481 amino acids. Gene Ontology annotation, molecular function: zinc ion binding. The transcript has 2 exons. NCBI's taxonomy places the organism in Eukaryota, Metazoa, Arthropoda, Insecta, Diptera, Culicidae. The record is from RefSeq and is a predicted model, not a curated record.